Molecule: messenger RNA, 695 nt
Organism: Arabidopsis thaliana (thale cress)
Lineage: Eukaryota; Viridiplantae; Streptophyta; Magnoliopsida; Brassicales; Brassicaceae
Product: B3 domain protein, putative (DUF313)
Exons: 1
Coding region: 54-695 (213 amino acids)
Molecular function (GO): DNA binding
Source: RefSeq, marked reviewed
CCCAUCUUUAGGUUUCUUGCGUACAACGUUACAAAUUCUUUUUACAAUUUCCCAUGUCUUCCAGAGAAUCGAAGAGAAUGGAUGAAUCUGAUGAUCCUAGGGUUUCAGAGUCGAGUGAAUUCUCAAACUUCGAGAUGUUGAUACAAGUCGCUGUCAUGGUUUACGAUCAUGAGUACGGUACUCAUGACGAACACAAGUCAAAGACCAUUGACGAAGAUACAGAGACAGAAGCAAGAAUCUUUGGAGAUACAAUACCUAGAAAGAACAGAACUCACCGAUCAUCUUCUUCUUCUAACAAGACGAUAACACCAUGGACGCGUGUGAUCGAACAACAGAGAUCAUCUGAACUACAAAACCCUAACCCGGAAUCUGAACCUUCUUCUUCCUCUUGCGUUACCCACUUCAAGAAACGUCGCCACAUGGACAAAGAAGAGAGUACUCGCAAGAGACUCAAAAUCGAUAGUCCUUUAGAGGUGGAACCAAUUCAAACAUCACCACCGGAAUGGCUUUUGAAAGUAAUGAAGAGAGAAGAGAACAGCUACAAUCCAAAAUUGAUCUCAACGAGAAAACUCUAUAAGACUGAUCUCGCUAGUCUUCAAGCACGUCUCUCAGUACCUUUUAAACAAGUGAAAAGUCCAGACUUUUUAACAGAGGAAGAAACAAGAAUCAUAAAGGAACAAGCUUUCUUCCUCUAA